This is a messenger RNA of Juglans microcarpa x Juglans regia, 3441 nucleotides long. RefSeq lists its product as uncharacterized. NCBI's taxonomy places the organism in Eukaryota, Viridiplantae, Streptophyta, Magnoliopsida, Fagales, Juglandaceae. The transcript has 3 exons. The record is from RefSeq and is a predicted model, not a curated record. Bases 1 to 3441 code for a protein of 1146 amino acids.
AUGGACAAAAGCUGGAUGAAUUUGGGUGAUAGACUUGUAUCACCUGCAUAUGCUGAAGGGGUUAAAAAUUUCCUCACAAUGGCACAAAACCAUUGUGAGGAAAGUGAUCGCAUUCGGUGUCCCUGCCGUAUAUGCUGUAAUAACCACUUCUUGCCUAUAUUUGAGGUGGAGUCUCACUUGUUCAUAAAAGGGAUCAAUCCAAAUUACACUCAGUGGAUAUUUCAUGGGGAGGAGGAAACACUCCCCAUCAUUGAUGACGACACUGAUCCCGGGGUUGGAGUUGAAGAGAAGUACAUUGAUGACAUGGACCGUAUGUUAGAUGACAUCCGAGCAGGCACAUUCGAAGAUGCACCUGAAGACAACACUACAUCGUCAACUCAGCCAUCAAUACCACAUCCCUCCCCAAACUCAACUUUUGACCAACUAUUACAGGAUGCUCGACGUCCUCUUUUCGACGGCUGCACUAAAUUCUCAAAGCUCUCAUUCGUUGUGAAGUUGUUACAUAUUAAAACGCUUGGUGGGUGGUCAAUCAAGUCUUUUGAUAUGCUCAUAAGCCUUCUGCGGUCUGCCUUUCCUGAUGCUAAAUUUCCUAGUUCAUAUCAGGAGGCAAGGUCAUUGGAGCGAGGGUUGGAUUUCAAGUACCACAAAAUACACGCAUGCCCAAACGACUGCAUUUUAUUCUGGAAGGAAUAUGCUGAUCUUAACGAGUGCCCUAUAUGUAAGGCUUCGCGUUGGAUGCCAAAUACACAUGGGUCACGAGUGAUCCCACAAAAAGUGCUUCGGCAUUUUCCUUUGAAGCCAAGAUUGCAGCGUCUCUUUGUGACAGACAAGAUAGCGUGUGAUAUGAGAUGGCAUAAAGAGCAACGGGUACUCGAUGAGACUAGUAUGAGACAUCCUGCUGACUCUCAGUCCUGGAAGACAUUUGAUCAAGCCCAUUGUUGGUUUGCUAGGGAUGCUCGCAAUGUUAGGCUCGGUCUGGCAAGCGACGGCUUCAAUCCCUUCAACAACCUAGCAAAACCGUAUAGCAUUUGGCCAGUGAUUCUUGUCCCGUAUAACUUGCCGCCGUGGUUAUGCAUGAAAGACCAGUUCUUCAUGACAUCACUCAUUAUCCCUGGUCCAAAAUCACCAGGGAAUGACAUUGAUGUGUAUUUGCAGCCGUUAAUUGAUGAGUUGCUUGAACUCUGGGAACAUGGGGUACCUACAUAUGAUGCUUCUACAAAGGAAAUGUUCAUGUUGCAUGCUGCCUUAUUGUGGACAAUUAAUGAUUUCCCUGCAUAUGGAAAUCUUUCUGGGUGGUCAACAAAAGGGAAAUUGGCAUGUCCCUCUUGCAAUGCAAGCACAGAUUCUAUUUGGUUGAAGUAUGGUAGAAAACAGUGUUAUAUGGGACAUCGACGUCUCUUACCGGCAGGUCACAUUUGGAGGACGAGGAAAGAGUUGUUCAACGGUAAAGAAGAUUAUCGCAUGCCACCAAAUUGGGUUGAAGGAGCAGGUCUCUUAACUCAACUACAAAUGCUUGGAGAUGUCCAAUUUGGAAAAUCUUGUGGGAAGAGAAAACGCCCUGCAGAACAGUUGAACUGGACAAAGAAAAGCAUAUUCUUCAAACUACCUUAUUGGUCAAUGUUGCGGCUUCGACAUAAUCUAGAUGUUAUGCAUGUUGAGAAGAACAUUUCCGAUAGCUUAUUGGGCACUUUAAUGGACAUUCCUGGCAAAACAAAAGAUAAUAUAAAUUCUCGGCGUGACUUGGAGAACUUGGGCUUCAGAAAAGAAUUGCAUCUUAAGUCUGAAGGUGGACGUGUUACAAUGCCACGUGCAUUGUACACAUUACAUGGAGAUGAAAGGAAUAAAUUCUGUGAGUGGCUCGCUCGGGUUAAAUUUCCAGAUGGGUUUGCCUCCAAUAUCACACAUUGCGUAUCUGUACGUGAUUGCAAAAUCACUGGCCUCAAAAGCCAUGACCAUCAUGUUUUCUUGCAACGAUUGCUUCCUAUUGUUGUUGGGGGGUUCUUAAGGAGUGAUAUUGCAUUGGCAUUGACUGAACUUAGCAGUUUCUUCAAAGAGUUGUGCGCCCGAAACCUGGAUGUGAAUCGCUUAUCCCAGCUCCAACUUGAUAUCGUCACCAUUCUAUGCAAAUUAGAGAUGAUAUUUCCUCCUUCUUUUUUCGAUAUUAUGGUCCACCUAGCUGUCCAUUUACCGGGUGAGGCCAUACUCGGGGGUCCAGUUCAAUAUCGGUGGAUGUAUCCGUUCGAAAGAUAUCUUGGCAAAUUCAAGCGGUAUGUUAAGAAUAAAGCCCGUCCAGAAGGUUCAAUAGCGGAAGCCUACAUUCACAUCGAGUGUUUGACAUUUUGCUCCAUGUAUCUCCAAGAUGUUGAAACGAAGUUUAAUCGAGCGGACCGCAACAUUGAUGGUGGAGAAGAGGAUACUAUAGAUGGUUUCAAAGUUUUCAACCAAAGACUUCGUCCAUUGGGUAUAGCUCGUAAUGUGCAAUUACAAGAUAAACUCCGCACCUCAGCCAUAUGGUACGUGCUUAACAACUGUAUCGAGAUUGGACCUUAUCUCGAGGAGCACUAUGAGAAAUGUAGGUUGUCAAACCCAAAUUCUGUCGAUCGUACGCAUCAAACUGAGUUUCCAACUUGGUUCAAGCAACGUGUUCAAGACCAACGUACGGGAAACCCACAACGGGUGUCCGCUGAUUUGUAUGCGUUAGCUUGUGGUCCUGACCCUUGGGUUGCAUCAUAUGCUGCCUGCAUUAUAAAUGGUAAACGGUUCCAUACGAAGCAGCUUGAACUUCGCCGGCGAUCACAAAAUUCAGGAGUGUUGGUAACUGGUGACGAAGAUACUAAUAAUUUAGACUUUUAUGGUGUUCUUAAUGAUGUUGUGGAGUUACACUACAUGGGAGGUCGUCGAGUGUACUUGUUCAGCUGUGAUUGGUUUGAUGUUAGUGAUAAGAAGCGUGGGGUACGAGUUGACGAUCAUAUAACUAGUGUCAACAUGGACAGAACUUGGUAUAAGAAUGAACCAUUUGUGUUGGCAUGCCAGGCUUCCCAGUGUUUUUACAUUAGAGAUAUAAGGUCGAAGGGGAACUGGUAUGUUGUGCAGAAGUAUAAUAAUAGGAAUGUGUAUGACAUUCCACCAAUGCCAAGGGUUCAAGAUGAUAUUGAUGACGAAUCAAGUGAGGAUGAUGUAUAUCAAGAAAAUGAGCCAUCAUAUGAUUAUCCACUUUUACAUUGUGAUGCAUAUCCAGUAUCAACUCCACUUAGUAGGACUGAUAUAGAACCUAUCCACAUUGAUGCACGAGGCCAUAUGGCAGUUGGUGGUGAGCCUAGACAUUCAACAGACUUUAUUGAUGAUGGAAUGGUUCCAUCUGGUUCCGGAGAUGGUUAUGGUGAUUGGGAAUAUUCAGAUGAAGAGGACCUAUCCACCGAUGAAGAAACGGAGUCAGAAUAG